Melampsora larici-populina 98AG31 is the source of this 1965-nucleotide messenger RNA. RefSeq lists its product as uncharacterized. Lineage: Eukaryota; Fungi; Basidiomycota; Pucciniomycetes; Pucciniales; Melampsoraceae. The coding region runs from base 1 to 1965 and encodes 654 amino acids. The record is from RefSeq and is a predicted model, not a curated record. The transcript is spliced from 5 exons.
AUGCUCCUACACGAAUUUGUGUCACUGCUGGCGCAAGACUUUCCUCUCCUUCAUUCGACUCUCCACGUAUGCGAUUUCACACGCUUUGUCACAUUGGCCGCCGAAGUCACUGCCCGAGUUCAAGGAACGCUCAGCAAAGAACACGAAACAAUCAUUCCCUUCCUACGCAACGCGUUAAAGUUAGCUCUGCCAAACGAUUUGUGCUACCACCUAUGGCACACCACCCGCCACCUCUUGAGCGCGGGCCACGUAGAACCAGGUCUUUUGAUUCAACUACACGGCUAUCAACCAGACCUACCCAUACCCGAGCAUUUCCUGGUCUGUCCAACAAAACACUGUUUGACAUGUUCAACACCUCACAAGUUGCACAUCCGAUCUAGAAUUGAUGGAUACCUCUACGAUGUGGACGGCGUCCACACUAUCGGAAUUGUCACCCUCAAAUGCCCAGGAUGCUCAACCUGUUACUGGCCAAGCUACUACUCGAAGGAUAAAAUUCGGACGUAUUACUCCUCCAGGUUUGGGCGCAACAAACAGACGUUCCAGGUCAGUUGUCAUUUCUUCAUGACACACCGACUGGCGGAGUUACUUCGAGAAGGCGCAAUGCUUGCUCACAUCUCCAACUUCAACUUGGCCAACCUGUUCAACCGCUGCUACGUCGAUCGUGUGACAACUAUACCCCCACUCACCAGCGCUCCGACAAUACUCCCUGAUCUCUCUGAAGUCACAUGUCGAGAUGCUUUGGACAUCAAUACACUCCUCAUGAAAUGCAAUUCUGCUGGUACCUGUUUGAGAGUCAAUACCUCAGCCGCUCCUCCCGAUAAACGCUACCACCACGCCAUGCAAGCUGUGCUGGAAUGGAUAGCGUUGGAAGGUAGCAAACACCGCGCUCACGCGUGCUCUGCAUGCAUGCGGGUUUUGCCUCUUCCGAGUACAGACGGAACUCCAAAGCUUGGCUCCAUCCGGGCUGUGGUGACAGACGGCAUCACCAUAGGACACUGGCGUUGUACCGCAACCCCCGCUCAAUUACGUGAACUCGCACAUGCCGAAGGCUUGCCAGCACCAAAUGGACCUUGUACCAUACCGCUCGACCGAAUGUCUGAUCGGUUUUGCCCUGAACAUCUAACUCGGCUUGGCAAGCGUUGUGUGGCUCAACCAUGCAAAAACGAUGCCGAGGAGGGAUCACCAACUUGUCACCUCGAAGUGCACAUCAAUGCUUACGCCAAGUUCAAAGCACAUAUCACCUCAAACUUCGCCCUCACCUCCAUGCUUAAUCGACCAGGAUCAAACCGCCCGUCAGAUCCCACCGUGCAUCAAGAUUGGAACACGGCCAAACUAAUUGGCCUUGAAGACGUCCAGCAAGGGGAUGAAGAAGAACGCCUGCACGAGAAGGGCCGUGAGGGGGGCGACGCUGCCCCGACUCGCAUCAGCCUUUCCCGAGCCAGAACACACAACGAUCAGCUCUGCGUGAGUACGUGUGGUGUCAUACUUGCGCGAGAAACUUUCUAUCAUUCAGAAGGUGUCAGCGCUGUUCGCGUCAGUAAUUUUGUCAGUUCAGUACAGGCAUAUGAUUGUACACUGACUACCUUCCCGUACUCAGGACUUUCUACUACGUAUGUUCCCAAAUGCGAUGCCUCAGGCGAAGACUACGGCCCGUUCAUGGAAACUGUCUUUCCUGUUGACCCCUUCCAUUUCCGCUCGCACAAAGAAACUGACAAGUUCUGUCAAUACUAUACGGACCCAAAGCUUUUCCCUGAGCUUCGCGACGCUAACGGUUGGUAUUUCAAUGCCUCAGCGGGGGAAUGCGCCAAUGUGUGGUACGGGGGGUUUGCCUCUUUGGCAAGAAAUAUGCACCCAAUUCGUUUCAACUUUAUGAUGGAAGAUAUGAUUGAAAGACGCAACGAUUGGCUCAUCAGGAGGUUAUCCAAAAGGAACAAUAUUACUUUCUUAGGAGACAUACCUUGGUAA